Messenger RNA from Cornus florida, 1674 nucleotides. Its product is annotated as lysM domain receptor-like kinase 3. Gene Ontology annotation, molecular function: protein kinase activity; ATP binding. NCBI's taxonomy places the organism in Eukaryota, Viridiplantae, Streptophyta, Magnoliopsida, Cornales, Cornaceae. The coding region runs from base 248 to 1528 and encodes 426 amino acids. The record is from RefSeq and is a predicted model, not a curated record. The transcript is spliced from 2 exons. Gene Ontology annotation, biological process: protein phosphorylation.
CUGACCUACCAUAUUCACCGAAAACAAAUGAAAUUCUGAACACGACACGCGUAGGACACGCAUGGGCGACAUAAGGAAAGGGAUUGCUCUGAACAACUCCGAACGGAAAACAACCCAAACUGUCAUUGAAGCCGUGCUACGAUCCGCCGCCUCCGCCGGCGCAUGUUAGCGAAACCCAGUUACAGCCGCUCUCCUCCGCCUCCACGGCGACGCGUUUGCGAAUUCGAGUUAGUCAUCACGGCGGACCAUGUUCUUCAAAUCGAAGAAGAGCACAGACGUGAUGGAGCCGAACCACUCGAACUCUCGAAUCUCAACCACCGCAUCUAGACCAUCACUGACCUCACGACGGAGCGCCGACGACUAUCGAUCUCAGAAAUCACCCUCUGAGGCUUCAACGAGCCUCAACUACACCACUGGUUCGAGCUAUUACAAGGAGUCAUGGCGGUCGUCGAUUUCGAGCCCAACAUCGCUAUCGACUCUGCGAGACUCCUUAGCAGAACACGCUCACAUUUACGAGUUCUCGGAGAUUUGCUCUGCCACCGGCAACUUCUUGGCCAAGCGGUUCGCUUCCUCUUCCUCCUCCGCCGCGUGGCGGUGCGCGAUUCGCGGCAGGGAAGUGAUUGUAUACCAGAGGAAGCUCCGCCGGCCCAUGGCGCCGGAGGAGCUCCGUGAACGGCUGUCUCUGAUCUGCAAGAGCCACCAUAGCAGCUUGAUCAAGCUCCACGGCGCUUCCAUCUCCGGAAACUACAUUUACCUCGUGUAUGACUACGUUCAUGGAGCUAACCUCUCCGAUUGUCUGCGAAACCCUAAAAACCCUAAUUUCACCGUCCUCUCCAAUUGGAUGUCUCGAAUGCAGAUUGCGAGCGAUCUAUCUCACGGCCUCGAUUAUAUUCACCACUGCACAGGAUUGAAUCGAUUUGUACACAAUCACAUCAAGAGUUCGAGCAUUAUAGUCACAGACGAGUCAUUGAAUGCCAAAAUCUGUCAUUUUGGUACCUCUGAGCUCUGCGGCGAAAUUGAUCAAGAAGCAAACAUAGCAGAGAAGUCGAAUUCUGCAUCCAAACUAAAGAGAACAAACAGUAAGUCAAUGAAAUUAGAGGGAACGAGAGGUUACAUGUCGCCGGAAUUUCAGUUCACCGGAAGUGCCACACAGAAAUCGGAUGUGUACGCUUUUGGGGUUGUGAUUUUGGAGCUGUUGUCAGGGGAUGAGCCUUUGAAGUAUGAAUUUGACGAUAAUGGUGGUUAUAAGAGGUUGUCGGUGAUAGAGACGGCGAGAGAGGCGGUCGAUGGUGGUGGUGGAGGGAAGUUGAGGUGGUGGGUGGACAAGAGGUUGAAGGACUCGUAUCCGGUGGAGGUGGCGGAGAAGUUGGCACGUGUGGGGUUGGAAUGUGUAGAGGAUGAUCCGGUUAAGAGGCCCGAUAUGGGUUGGAUUGCGGGUCGGAUUUCGAAGCUCUAUUUGGAAUCGAAGGCAUGGGCCGAGUCGAUGGGCGUACUCACGGACUUCUCAGUCUCUUUGGCCCCUCGCUAACUCGGAACUGAGAUUUUGUUUUGUGUAAUUAGUCUGACAAAUUUAUUUUUUUUAGUGGCAUACUGAUUAUAUUGUGAUUAAAUUAUACGGAAAUUCUUUUUUUCAUUGGCAAUGAGAGAAAGUUAAUGCCUAAUUUUUUUGUUAAA